Messenger RNA from Schistocerca piceifrons (Central American locust), 498 nucleotides. Its product is annotated as circumsporozoite protein-like. The transcript has a single exon. NCBI's taxonomy places the organism in Eukaryota, Metazoa, Arthropoda, Insecta, Orthoptera, Acrididae. The record is from RefSeq and is a predicted model, not a curated record. Bases 1 to 498 code for a protein of 165 amino acids.
AUGCAGCACACGACACGAGCAACUGGGAACGGGGACGGCGCCUGCGCAGCCAGUGGACGACCGCUCGCAGCAGGUACCUUAGGGGCCACGCCCACGCCAGCGACAGGUGCCCCAGCGGCCUUGACCGCGGCGGCUCUCGACGGCGGCGACGGCGGCGCGGAAGGCCUCGCGCCAGCUGCCGGCUUCCUAUCAGCGACGCCUGCAGCGGUCCUGCAGGGUGGAUCGGUCGGCGGCUUAUCGGCGCUCGUCUUGGGACAGGAUGGACCGGCCGCCGCCUUACUGGUCGUUUCGCGGACGGGACCGGUCGCCGGCUUGCGUCCCGCGCUAGCAGCCGGUCUCGGCCUGGCGGUCCCCGCGGCAGGUGGCUUAGCGGGCAGGGAGGCGCCGGCCGGCCGCCGGGCCGCUGCCGGAGGCGGAGGCGUCGCGGAGCGCCGCAUGCCGCGCCUCUGUUCUCUUCCCGGCACGUCACGUGCAGAGCGGCGGCGGGCGCUCAGCUAA